Kluyveromyces lactis is the source of this 1833-nucleotide messenger RNA. RefSeq names its product GTPase-activating protein MRS6 (gene MRS6). NCBI's taxonomy places the organism in Eukaryota, Fungi, Ascomycota, Saccharomycetes, Saccharomycetales, Saccharomycetaceae. The record is from RefSeq and is a predicted model, not a curated record. The transcript has a single exon. Bases 1 to 1833 code for a protein of 610 amino acids. Gene Ontology annotation, biological process: vesicle-mediated transport; protein geranylgeranylation; small GTPase-mediated signal transduction. Gene Ontology annotation, molecular function: GDP-dissociation inhibitor activity. Gene Ontology annotation, cellular component: cytoplasm; cytosol; Rab-protein geranylgeranyltransferase complex.
AUGCUGAAUGCCGAGCGCCGCCCUUCUAUGGCGGAACGUCGUCCUUCCUUCUUUUCUCCCGGUCCUGACGGCUCCUUACAAUCAACUUCCCUCGUUGUGCCACAUUUGGCUGGUAUCGAGGAUCCUUUACCGGAAACUACACCGGAACAAGUGGAUGUACUCAUUGCUGGUACCGGGUUGAUUGAAAGUAUUCUAUCUGCUUCUUUAGCAUGGCAGGGAUCCACCGUUUUGCAUAUAGAUUCCAAUAACUAUUAUGGGGACACAUGGGCUACAAUGACAAUUGAUCAGUUGAAGAAUUGGACAAAUCAAGUGAAUGAAGACUCAGACGAAACACGGUUUUACAAAGAUGCCAGACUCUAUGUCUCCGGGUUGGUAGCUCAGGGGAAAUUCAAAUCCAAGAAUUUUGGUAUUGAUUUAAGUCCCAAGAUUCUAUUUGCACAAUCCGAUCUACUCUCAGUUCUAAUUAAAUCAAGAGUACAUCAGUAUUUGGAGUUCCAAUCGUUAUCCAACUUCCAUACCUUUGAGAAUGAUAACUUUGAAAGGUUAACGAACUCGAAACAAGAAAUAUUUACUGACCAAACUCUUCCAUUGAUGACGAAACGCAAUUUAAUGCGUUUCAUUAAAUUUGUGCUAGAAUGGGAAAAAAGCACGGACAUUUGGAAACCAUACGCUGAACAGCCACUUGCUAGUUUCCUAGUCGAUAAAUUCAAGCUAGAAAAACCUCAAGUUUUUGAAUUAAUAUUUUCAAUUGGUAUGUGUCGUAAUCUGGAUACUAAGACACCAGAAGGUUUAGCAAGGAUCAGAAGAUUUUUAACUAGUUUUGACGUUUACGGACCUUUCCCAGUCCUAUAUUCAAAGUAUGGUGGGCCGGGAGAACUAUCUCAAGGAUUCUGCAGAUCAGCAGCAGUGGCUGGUGCCACUUAUAAACUCAAUCAUAAAUUGGUAUCAUACGAUCCGAACUCCCAGACUGCGGUUUUUGAAGACGGUUCAAGAGUAAGAGUCACAGAAAAGGUUGUCGCAUCCCCUACCCAACAUCCCCAGAAUGGCGGUAACAUUCCUCCCCAGAAGUACGAAGUGCAUAGGCUCACUUGUGUUGUGGAAAAAGACUGCUCACAGUGGUUCAGUGAAGGAGAAAGUGCUGCUAUGGUCGUGUUCCCACCUGAUUCAUUGAAGACAGGAAACGUUGAAGCCGUACAGGUGGUGAUUUUAGGCUCAGGAGCCGAAGUUUGCGAACCAGGUACUUGCGUUUGGUACUUCUCAACCACUCAAGCCGGUCCUCGAGGUGAUUUGGACCUUGAUGCUGCACUUGAAGCAAUGAUCAAUAGUAUUUUAAGGGAGUCCUCGGAUAUACCCAAUGAGGAUGAACUUGUACAAAUCAAUUCAAAUGGCGUUCCACUAGUCAACAGUGUAAAACUGGGACAGUCGUUCAAAGAACUCAUUUCAAAAGAACGGGUAAACUUCAUCAUGAAAUUGUACUAUACUCAAUACACAUCCACUCCUCCAUUUGAUAUUGUUACUCCAGACUUAUUUGAUUUGAAUAAAUCUAAAGAAUUUAUUCCUGGCGCAUCAGAUAAUGGAAUUCUUUAUACUUCGUUGCCAUCAGGAGAAGUGUCAUAUGAUGAAGUUAUUACUGCAGCAAAGUUCCUUUAUGAAAAAAUAGUAGGAAGUGAUGACGAUUUCUUCGACCUUGAUUUUGAAAAUGACGAACCAGAUCUAAAAAAUACCAAUAAAACAAUUAAUAGCUACGAUGAAAGUGCUAUCGCAGAUGAUGAAGAAGAUAUUCAAAUGAUGGACUCAGAGCCAGUUGAAUUUGCAGGCGAGAUGGAAAUAUGA